This is a messenger RNA of Talaromyces stipitatus ATCC 10500, 6789 nucleotides long. Its product is annotated as polyketide synthase, putative. The coding region runs from base 1 to 6789 and encodes 2262 amino acids. Gene Ontology annotation, molecular function: oxidoreductase activity; phosphopantetheine binding; fatty acid synthase activity. NCBI's taxonomy places the organism in Eukaryota, Fungi, Ascomycota, Eurotiomycetes, Eurotiales, Trichocomaceae. Gene Ontology annotation, biological process: secondary metabolite biosynthetic process; fatty acid biosynthetic process. The record is from RefSeq and is a predicted model, not a curated record. The transcript has 6 exons.
AUGGACGACAUUUUACAUACACAUACAGCAUCUACAGUGCUAGAUAGCGAUGUGAGUUGCUGUCACGAAAGCAGUAAGCGACGGAUUGCCAUUAUUGGAUAUUCUUGUCGUCUACCAGGCAAUGUAUCAUCGCCUACCGAGUUGUGGGAGCUUUGUACACGGAAGCGAAGCGGCUGGUCACCCAUUCCAAGGGAUCGUUUCGCGUCCGAUGCAUUCCACCACCCCAAUCCUUCUAGAGUUGGCUCAUUUAACCCCGCAGGUGGUUACUUUUUACAGGAUGACAUCUCUCGCUUCGAUGCGCCGUUCUUCAACAUAACCGCCCAGGAGGCGAUCUCCAUGGACCCCCAACAACGACUACUACUCGAAUGUUCAUAUGAAGCAAUUGAGAGUGCUGGAAUACCCAAGGAGUCUCUUGCCGGAAGAAAUGUCGGCGUGUUUGUCGGCGGUAACUUUGCUGAUUAUGAACUCCACAACGUGCGAGACGUCGAGACGAUUCCGAUGUACCAAGCGACAGGCUGCGCCCCGUCACUACAGUCAAAUAGAAUAUCUUACUAUUUUGAUUUUCGUGGCCCUAGCUUUACCGUUGACACCGCCUGUUCCUCCUCGUUGGUUGCUCUCCAUGCUGCCGUACAGAGUCUACGGAGUGGUGAGUCUACAGAGGCUUUGGUUGCCGGGUGCAGGCUGAAUAUUGUGCCAGACUUGUUUAUCUCUAUGUCAAUGUCACAACUUUUCAACGAUGAAGGGAAAACGUACGCGUUUGACAAUCGCGCAACAUCCGGAUUUGCACGAGGAGAAGGAGCAGGUGUAGUGCUCUUGAAGUCUCUUGAAGAUGCCAUAAGAGACCAGGACCCCAUACGAGCCGUCAUUGUAAAUUCAGGAGUGAGCCAGGACGGGCGGACCCAGGGAAUUACAUUGCCGAAUGGGCUUGCACAAGAAGAGCUCAUUCGCCGGGUCUACAGUGAAGCGCAUAUUGAUCCCGAGCAGUGCGGUUUCGUGGAGAUGCACGGCACGGGGACCAAAGUAGGAGAUCCCAUCGAGGCUACAGCUGUACAUGCAGCUCUUGGGAAUGGAAGGUCGCCCAGAAACCCUCUCUACAUCGGCUCGGUGAAGUCAAAUAUAGGUCAUCUGGAAGGAGCCAGUGGAGUAAUUUCCUUGAUCAAAGCCGCCAUGAUGCUGGAUCAUGGUCUUCUAUUGCCCAAUGCAGACUUUAAAAAGGCAAAUGACAAUAUUCCCCUGGACGAAUGGAACAUGAAGGUUGUAACGUCAACAAGACCCUGGCCGCGAGGCAAGCGAUUUAUCAGUGUCUCAAAUUAUGGUUUCGGUGGCACCAACGCCCAUGUUGUUCUUGAAAAAGCACCGUUGAAUUUGAAUUCGCCGGAUGCUUCCUCCAAUGGAACUAACAACAACGUGCACGACACAUAUGAUGACCCAAGACACAAGCUUAUAUUCAUAUCAGCGAAUGAUAAAGAAUCCUUGCGGCAAAGGAUCAAGGACUUCGGUAUAUAUUUUGAACAACGCCCUGAGGUAUUUGAAAAGUUAUUGUUUGGUAACUUUGCUUUCACCGUGGGGAGCAAGCUGUCCCAUCUAUCAUAUCGAGUCGCCCUCCCUGCUCGCUCACUAGAUGACUUGGGAAUUCGCUUGGCUCAGCUCAAGGUAAAUGCGUCCAAAGUUCUAAGCGAACCGAAGAUAGCUUAUGUCUUUACGGGCCAAGGAGCACAAUGGGCUCAGAUGGGAUGCGAUCUCAUGGAAAAAUACCCGGUCUUCGCUGCAGCAAUCCAGCAAGCGGAUGAAUGUUUACGGGAAUGGCACGCCGAAUGGUCGUUGAAGGAAGAAAUCCAGAAAGAUCCUGCAGCUUCCCAAAUUGACUCUCCCGAACUCAGCCAGCCAGCUUGCACGGCGAUUCAGAUUGCUCUGGUGACACUACUCGAAUCUUGGGGUAUGUAUCCAAGUUCUGUAGUUGGUCAUAGUUCUGGUGAGAUUGCAGCAUCUUUUGCUGCCGGCAUAUACGACCUGAAGUCAGCCAUGGCCCUCUCAUACCAUAGAGGUCAGAUGACUCGAAUCCUCAAGGAGACCUAUCCUUCCCUCCGAGGUGGUAUGAUAGCAGUCGGUGCCGGAAUCGACACCGUUCGUCCUGUCCUCAAAAUGCUCCGAACAGGGUAUGCAACAGUAGCUUGCGUGAAUAGUCCCACUAGUGUCACUGUUUCCGGAGAUCUUCCUGCAAUUGACGAACUUGAAGGUGUCCUUCAGAAGAAACAACUCUUCAAUAGACGCUUGAAGAUAGACGUUGCCUACCAUUCCGACCACAUGAAGAAAAUAUCCGAGGAUUAUCUGGCGUCUAUCGCAGAUAUACAACCGAGCCCUACUUUACGUGGACAUGUGGUCUUUGCCUCAUCAGUACUCGGUCGCAUAGCAUACGCAUCUACUCUCAAUUCGGCAUACUGGGUACAAAAUCUUACUUCACCCGUUUUAUUUCCUGAUGCCCUGGAGAAAAUAUGUAAGCACGAGGGUGAGCAUCCAAACCUACUCAUUGAAAUCGGUCCUCAUUCUGCCCUAAAGGGCCCGAUUGGCGAUACGUUGAAGCAUUUGGGGUUGGCAGGCCCCAAGGUCGCCUACGCUCCUACAAUUGUUCGGAAGGUAAACGCCGUGGAGUCAGUCCUGAAUGCUGCUGCUGCUGCCUAUGUCCGAGGCGCGAACUUGGAUCCGUACGAGAUCAAUUUUCCAUGUAGUGGAGCAAAGCAUCAUAGCUUUUUGACGGAUCUGCCUCGCUAUCCUUGGCAGCACACCACACGCUACUGGCAUGAACCGCGAAUUGUGAAGAAACACCAGAUACGGGACGGCCCAAGAAAUGAUAUCCUUGGUGUUAUGGCAAACUAUUCGAACGAUAUGGAGCCUACCUGGAGAAAUAUCGUUCGACUCGAUGAUAUCCCGUGGCUCAGAGACCACAAAAUGCAGGGCAUGGUGGUUUAUCCGCUGGCUGGAUAUUUGUCCAUGGCACUAGAGGCAGCAGCUCGCCGAGCUCAGCAGCGAAAUAGUACAUUUGCCGUAUUUGAAUUACGUGAGAUUGUUGUCGGGUCUGCGUUAGUCCUUAGUGAUGAUGUCGAUGUCGAGACAACUAUCUCAUUGCGCCCUUACGAUGAAGGCACUCGUGGUGUUUCAGAUCUCUGGGAUGAAUUUAAAAUUCAUUCAUGGAACUCUCAAAGAGGCUGGAUUCAGCACUGCCAUGGUCUCAUUGGAGUCCGGAACUCCCUCCAUUGCGAAACUUCCCAGAAUUUCGGAUCCCACACAACAACCAGAAGUUACAUACACAAUCAGCAGUCAAAAAUUUUCUCGUCUUCAACAAAUAUGAUCUCGACAGAUCAUCUUUACCAAUUCCUUACCGAGCUUGGAGCCGACUACGGACCGACAUUCAAGGGUUUAGAAAAUUGCUUUGCCGACUCCCAUCACAGUUAUGCCGAUCUUUACGUUCGAGAUACCGCAAGCCUUAUGCCCAAAGGCUUCCAAUCAUCCCUGAUUCUCCACCCUGCUUUUCUCGAUGGUCUGCUACACCUUGUUUGGCCCAUCCUUGGUCACGGCAGAAUGGAAUUAGAUACACUUUACAUGCCUACUCUCGUCAAGCAUGCGAUUAUUUGUCGCGAUAUACCUUCUACUUCGGGCCAGCAUGUGAAAGCUUUGGGGACUGGAAGUCCGAAUCUAUCUUCUCCUGAACCAACCCAAUUCGACCUCUUCGCAACGACCGAAGAAAACGCCGCAGAUCCGCUAAUUUCGUUGGAAGGUCUUGUGAUGACUCCCAUCCGUGACGCAGGCAUCGGUGCUGGUGACUAUCUUCGCAGACUGUGUUACAAGCUCGAGUGGCAGCCGUGGGUUAAGCCAAGUGAUCUCACCAAUGGGCAUGCUCAUCCUGAUAAGAUAUUCAACGGCGGAACAGAUUUACUGAGAAACGGAUACGCGUAUGUUGACGGUCAGAUUAAUUUAGAUGGCCUGAACGGAUUAACAGGGAGAUUGACUAAUGGUGUAAACGGCCGUCAUCACGUCAAUGGAUACGCUUCCACGGCCGAAGAAACUCAAGGUGUGUCUAUCGAACAGGCACUUCAAAAAAGACAUUGCCUCAUUGUACGGUUUACCCGACAUGUCGAAAUUGAACCCACUGUGUCUGAAUUUAUUAAAGAUCUGGGCCAAACGCCGUCUGAGACCUUCUUGGUGAGUGAUUUGGAAAACUCGCAAUGUAAUGAACGUCAAGUCAUUAUCCUUCAAUCACCCGAUGCUUCCUUGAGAGAAGUAACUGCAGCAGAAUUCGAUGCCAUUCGCAGUGUUCUUCUAAACGCAGCAAAAAUUCUGUGGGUCUAUCCAAAUAUUUCACCAGAUGCCCAGAUGACUGUCGGAAUGACAAGAAGUGUGCGAUCCGAGACCAUGGCCAAGAUUGUAACCCUAGGUCUUGAUAGAGAAGAUCUUAUAAUUGCUUCCAAUACGAUCUUAACGGUUAUGGAAGCCAUUUGGCCUAAUGGUCCUACUGAGCCUUGCAGAGAAUCUGAAUUCAGAUCAUCUGAUUCUCAGUUGUUUGUAUUGAGAGCUAUGGAAGACUUCUCAUCAAAUACAUUCGUCCACAAUGAAAAUAGCGAGAUGACCCUGUCCACACAACCUUUCACUCAAGCGGGAAGGCGCUUCAGACUGGCGAUUGCCCAGCCUGGAUCUCUUGAUACCAUCUACUUUGCCGACGAGAAUAUCAGCGAAUUGAAAGAUAAUUGCGUAGAGAUUGAAGUCCAAGCAACAGGUAUCAAUUUCAAGGAUGUGGUCGUGUCGAUGGGUCAACUCGACCAACCAUACAUUGGCGUUGAGUGCAGCGGUAUUAUCAGAUCCGUUGGCAAGAAUGUCACUGACAUAUUCCCCGGACAGCGGGUUAUGGCCAUACCAGAAGGAGCCUAUUCAACGUAUGCACGAUGCCCUAACACUAGUGUUGCUCCAAUACCGGAAACCAUGUCUAUCGAAGAGGCAGCUACUAUCCCUAUCAUCUUUUGCACUGCCUAUUAUGGUCUCUUCGAUGUAGGCCGUCUCUGCGCUGGCGAGCGUGUUUUGAUUCAUGCUGGCGCCGGAGGUGUUGGACAAGCCGCCAUUCAGUUGGCUCAAAUGGCCGGUGCUGAUAUUUACGUGACAGUUGGUAGUCAUGACAAAAAGACAUUUCUCAUGCAGCACUACAGCAUCCCGGAAAAUCGCAUUUUCUACAGUCGUGAUAACUCAUUUGGCCCGGCAAUUCGAAGGGCUACUGAUAACGAAGGCGUCGAUGUGGUCUUAAAUUCCCUCGCAGGAGACCUGUUACGGGAAAGCUGGGACUGCGUUGCGCCUUUUGGCCGGUUUAUUGAAAUUGGAAAGGCUGACAUAACCAAGAACAGUCGCUUGGAAAUGUUGAAGUUCGAAUACAACGUCACAUUUGCUUCCGUGGAUCUGACUAAAGUUGCGAAGUUCCGGCCCAAGUUAAUGAAGCGACUGCUGAAUGAUAUUUGUCGGCUUUUGGAAGAACGCACGAUCAAGCCAAUCUACCCAAUAUCAAAGUAUUCAAUCUCCGAAGUGGAGGUAGGCUUUAGGACUUUACAGACUGGUAGAAACAUAGGAAAAUCCGUUGUUGUUCCUAGUCCAGAUGACCAAGUUAAGGCCGUAUCACUCAAAACCAGUGACACUAUUUUACGUUCGGAUGCAACGUAUCUCAUCAUUGGUGGCACCGGUGGUUUGGGUAGGAGUAUGACGAAAUGGAUGUCUAACAAGGGAGCCAAGAACAUCGUCCUGAUCUCACGAUCUGGUUUCGUCACCGAUAAAUUAAAAACUCUUAUUCACGAGUUGGGAUUUCACGGAACCAAAAUCCUUGUCAAAGCUUGUGAUGUUAGCUCCAGGGCUGAUAUCGACAAGCUUUUAAUGGGAGAGCUUAUACAUUUCCCUCCUGUGCGUGGUGUCUUACAUGGGGCUAUGAUCCUUCGAGACACGUUAUUCGAAAAUAUGACGCUUGAGGAUUUCCGAGUCGUAUCAGCUUGUAAAGUGGAAGGUGCUUGGAAUCUGCACCACUGUCUCAAACAGUCACCUCUGGAUUUCUUCAUCGCCUUAUCAUCUGUCGCUGGGGUGGUUGGCAACCGAGGUCAAGCUGCAUACUCAGCAGCUAAUGUUUUUCUUGACGGAUUCAUGGAAUAUCGACGAUCCCAGGGUCUUCCUGGAAGAUCUAUUGACCUUGCCGCCAUCACAGAGGUGGGCUACUUAGCCGAUAGUGACCCAUCGCGGCAACAAGAAGUGGUGAAAAACAUCGGAGGUGCUACAGUCAACGAGUCAGAAGUCCUAGCACUUUUGGCGUUGGCUAUAACUAGCGACUUGAACAAAUCGAGCCAAUGCCAAUUCAUCACCGGUUUAGAAGUAACAGAUUCUUUGGACAAUUUCUGGCUUCAUGACUCUAAAUUCUCCUUCAUCCGCGAGGCAGCCGAGUCAGUAUUGAGCGAAUCGCAGAAAGAUGGGAAGGAAAUGUCACUGCGCGUGGCGGUUCAGUCUACCUCUAGUAGGGAGGACGCCAUUCAUAUUUGCUACGAAGCCCUUGUUACGAAGUUAGCAACGGUCCUGAGUAUGAAUCCCGAGGAUAUGGAUACCUCGACUCGGGUUUCGUCGUUGGGUCUUGACUCCCUGGUAGCUAUCGAAAUCCGCAACUGGAUUGCCCGUGAAGCCCACGCAAAUGUGCAGGUUCUUGAGCUGUUGUCCAGCGAAUCAUUGAUCAAACUUGGGGGGUUGAUUCUAACAAAAUCCAAGCUUCCUCUACGUUUUUAA